This is a messenger RNA of Triticum urartu, 1031 nucleotides long. Lineage: Eukaryota; Viridiplantae; Streptophyta; Magnoliopsida; Poales; Poaceae. The record is from RefSeq and is a predicted model, not a curated record.
GCCAGCAUGUAUUGGUAAUCUCAAUUUCAAAGGUGAUAGGGACGAUGCAAUUUUUCAGUCAGUAUAUAAGGGUUAUAAGUAUGACUACUUCAGUGUCUAUGACUUAAGAGGCUUCACCUUUGCUACCAAAGGAAAUAUCUACACGUACGGUCGCAAUUUCUUCAAUUCAAUGGCUGGAAUCGACUUAUCUGCAAACAUGUUGGGUGGAGAAAUUCCUUGGGAGCUAGGGAAUCUGAGGCAUAUCAAAUCCCUUAAUCUGUCCAGCAAUUUCUUUGUUGGCCCGAUCCCAACAACCUUUGGCGGCAUGGAGGAGAUAGAAAGCUUGGACCUCUCCCACAAUGAGCUGAGUGGACCAAUGCCUUGGCAGUUAACCCAGCUAUCAUCAUUGGGGGCGUUCUCUGUGGCAUACAACAACUUGUCAGGAUGCAUACCAAACUCUGGUCAGCUCAGCUCAUUCAGCAUGGACAGCUACCUACCCAACACCAACCUUCACAACAUUACUCAGGGGGAUACCUGUGCUGCUCCCGGUCCAGAUCCUGCUGUGGGGAAAGAUGUGGAAGAGACGCCCAGUGACCCAGUUCUAUAUGUGGUCACAGCUGCCGGCUUUGUGUUGGCAUUUUGGGCCACUAUUGGAUUCUCGUUUUGCCAUCCUUACGGAAGAUCUGUAAUGCUCAAGUUGUAGUGCUUGAGCCAAACAUCCGCACUACAGUCAUGUACUAUAAUCUUUAAAUGUAAGAUCCACAGAGCUUCCUUAAGUUUCUUUCUGGCUCUAAUGUAACCUACUCUACUUUGUAACUGAUUGUACUACUUCUUAAAGAGAAUGUAUCAGACCCUUUACAUAUGCAGCAAAUAAUGGAGGUUCAUGCAGUCAUGCUGGCAAAGUCGCCACUAAUUCAUUCUCUUGCUUGUUCUUGAUGACCUUUCACCCUUUUCCAGAAUCUGAUCCUAUGGCCAGUGGCACCAGCAUACCUCCUUUGCAAUCAUCAGCCACUCCACUAUUUUUAAACUUUUUGCUAAAAAAUAUUUUAUCA